Messenger RNA from Paramecium tetraurelia, 1314 nucleotides. RefSeq lists its product as uncharacterized. The transcript is spliced from 4 exons. The record is from RefSeq and is a predicted model, not a curated record. Lineage: Eukaryota; Ciliophora; Oligohymenophorea; Peniculida; Parameciidae.
AUGAUAACUAAUCAUCCCUCCUAUCCAAAAAAAGAGAUUGAUAAAUACUAUUUGCAGACCAAAUUGCCAGAAUAUCAAACAGUUCCUCCUAAUGAGCCUCAAAAGAAAACACAUGACUAUUAUAAUGAUAACACCCACAUUUGGAACAAUCCACAUCAAGCCAAAUCAAAUGCAAAGGUAUUCAAAUAAUUAAAAGAACAACACGACAAAGGUGAGAAGAGAAUAAAGAAAUUGCAAGAAAUUGAAUACAAAGAGAAAUAAGAGUUACAACGCAAUAAAAUAAUAUACUAUAACAUGGCAAGAGAAGAGGAUCUCAUGCGAUUGCAACAAAGAAAAUUAGAAAGAGGCAGUCUAUAAAACUUAUGUUCAUAACGCAAUGACGUCUAGGUAGACUCCAUUUCGGUCAAACCAAUUCUUUCAAGAACAGCAUUACUGGGUCGACCAGACCAUCUCUGGAACAAAUUGAAUUAACAAUCCUAAAAAUAUGUUAAUUUGCUAAUCAACCCCAAGAUAUUGCAAAUGGAAGAACAAGGAGUCAAAGCAAUUAGUGAAAAAAUAUAAAAGGAUUUGGAAAUUGAAUAAAUCAAAGAAGAAUUGAGGUUGUAAAAUAUGGUUCACAUAAAAUAAUCCAAUACUCGCAGAAGAAUGACCAAUCUUGAAAUUGAAUAAAGAAGUGGAAUACUCCCUUCUAGGUUAAGUAUGUAAAGAGUGACUACUGCUUAAACCAAUUCCAGACCACCAAAAGAUGUUAUCGAGUCCACUUUGCAACAAUUAGAAAAUCAAUAGCAGUCCUAAACUCUUCAAUAAUUGCAAAACUAAAUUAUCAAUUCUGCUUAAUGCAAUCAAACUAGCAGACCAUAUACAGUUGGAAGUGACUUUAAUUCCAUUUCCUUCAAUGUUGGAUAAACUGCUAAAAAUGAACAACGUAACAAUCCUCCUCAAGAUUAAACCACUCCCAUUUUUAUACUUAACAGCUAAAAAUCAAAAUCGGUAUCUACUCUUUCUCAUAAGCAUCCUCUUGAUAGAACUGAAUUUAAAGGCUUGUUAUUAGCAUAGGCAGUUGAAUAAGCAGAAAGUAAUUUCAGCAAAACCCUCAAAGUCAAUAGUACUUUACUCAAGGAAACUUCCAUUCAUUUUGUAAGAACCAAGUAAUCGAUGAUUCCAAAAAAAAGAAUUCAGAUCAAAUGCAAUAGAAAUCUUACAAAUGAAUAAUCAAUUAAUGAUCAAAAUGAUUUGUAGGUUGUAAACAACAUGUUGGACAGUUUUGAAAGAAAACUAUAUAGACCCAACAAUUUAGAUGAUGAGAUAUUAUGA